GGGAGACUCUAAAGUGGCUUAAGCUCCUCCCCCGGCCCCAAAAUCCCGGGAAACUUAGCGGGUACCUAUAGGCAAGCCGAGCCAAGCCAAGGCUGAGUCUGACGACAACAUCCCGUAACACAAUCGCAGGUCCCAAUUAUCCAUACAACAUCUUAUCGAACCGACACGGCGCGUCUUCCUUUUCUUCCACGCAGCAAUCCAUAGGCACGAAAUCACCACCGAAGCUCGAAAGCUCAAUAGAACCCACCAUCCGUCUUACGCCUCCCCCUCCCCUCCCCCUUUUCCUGCCGCCGUAGCCGUAGCCGUAACCAUAACCAUCCGCCCACGAUGCCGACCGCGGGGCUCAAGACGAUCAUCGCGCUGUCCUUCGUGCUCGCCAUCGGGUUCCUGCUGGUCAUCCUGUCCUGCGCGCUAUACAAGGUCUACUAUCCGUUGCUCGUCGUCGCCACCUACGUGCUGGCCCCCAUACCCAACUGGAUUGCCGCGCGCUGCGCCAACCCGGACGACUUCGAGAGCACCGGGAACGGCGCCUUGGAUCUCGGCCGCUUUUUCACCGGCUUCUUAGUUGUUAUGGGAUUAGCUCUACCCGCCGUCCUCGCGCACUCCGCUCUAAUCGGUAUCCCGGCCAUGGUAAUGUCUAUUAUCGGCGGACUAUUGAUCUACGGGACUAUUAUCUCAUUCGGCAUGUUCUUCCAAGAGGAGCAGGAGUUUUAAUAUGUUGGUAUAAUAUUGGAGGGGCUAAGCAUGACGCAAGACGGCAUGCGAGAGGGAGGAGAGAAAGAAAGAGAGAGCAAAGGGGCAGUUUGCAUUGCUGUAAUAUAGGCGUAUCGUGCGAAUUCAAUGGAGUGAAGGAAAGGACUACGAGGUUUGCAUAGGUUGUCAUCUUUCGGGACAUCAUUAUUAAGAUAUUUGAA
Molecule: messenger RNA, 914 nt
Organism: Daldinia vernicosa
Lineage: Eukaryota; Fungi; Ascomycota; Sordariomycetes; Xylariales; Hypoxylaceae
Product: vacuolar protein sorting 55
Exons: 2
Coding region: 328-714 (128 amino acids)
Biological process (GO): late endosome to vacuole transport via multivesicular body sorting pathway
Cellular component (GO): Vps55/Vps68 complex; endosome
Source: RefSeq, a predicted model, not a curated record